CGUUGCCAUUUCAGAUACAUAACACUAUGAGGCAGCAAAACACCAUUAGUUCAGAGUCAGAUCUGCUAUUUUUAGAUUGGCUAAAAGGAGGCCGUGCCCAGAGCAAAAGGAAGUGUAGGAAGUAUCAAAACAAGAUUCACAGAAGUCGUAUUUGUUGGGAUAGUAACUGUGUUUUGAUUGUGUUUUCCAGGAUGUUGCAGUUUUUAGAAGAUUUUCUGGACUCCCUAAAUAUAAGUCACACAUCUUUCCGAGUUUAUAUUUUUGCUGCUGUUAUUCUCAUGUUCUCACUUAUUAUUUGUCAAGUCGUUUUAAAGAUGGCAGCAUUCAUUUAUGCUUACAUCAUCAAUGCCAGACGCCUGCGUUGUUUUCCAGAGCCGCCAAGACGUAGCUGGCUUUUAGGACAUUUGGGAAUGUUCUUGCCAACAGAGGAGGGCCUUAUGGAAGUGAGUGAGGCCAUCUCUAAAUAUCAUAGAACGAUUCUGACAUGGCUGGGACCCAUCCCUGCGGUAUCACUGAUUCACCCAGACACAGUUAAACCGAUAGUUUCAGCUUCAGCUGCCAUUGCUCCUAAAGAUGAAUUGUUCUAUGGUUUCCUCAGACCCUGGCUAGGGGAUGGACUGUUGCUUAGCCGUGGGGAGAAAUGGAUGCGGCACCGGCGUCUUCUGACACCUGCCUUCCAUUUUGACAUCCUUAAAUACUAUGUGAAGAUUUUUAAUCAGAGCUCAGAUAUCAUGCAUGCAAAGUGGAGGAGGUUGGCAGUAGAGGGCCCUAUGUCUCUUGAUAUGUUUGAACAUAUCAGCCUGAUGACCUUGGAUACACUUCUUAAAUGUACUUUCAGCUAUGACAGUGACUGCCAAGAGAAGCCAAGUGAUUAUAUUGCUGCUAUUUAUGAACUGACUUCGCUAGUGGUGAAGCGCGAGAACUGCUUGCCCCAUCAUUUUGAUUUUAUCUACCACCUCUCCUCUGAUGGAAGAAAAUUCCACCAGGCUUGCAAAAAAGUACAUGAAUUCACUGCAGGAGUGGUAGAGCAGAGAAAGAAGGCAUUGCAAGAGAAGGGGAUGGAGGAAUGGAUUAAGUCUAAACAAGGCAAAACCAAGGAUUUCAUUGAUAUUCUAUUGCUGUCAAAGGAUGAAGAUGGAAACCAGUUGUCUGAUGAAGAUAUGAGGGCCGAAGUAGACACAUUUAUGUUUGAAGGUCAUGACACCACAGCAAGUGGAUUAUCGUGGAUUCUAUACAAUUUGGCUUGUCACCCUGAAUAUCAAGAGAAAUGUAGAAAGGAGAUUACAGAGUUACUGGAAGGGAAAGACACAAAGCAUUUGGAGUGGAAUGAAUUGUUGCAGUUGCCAUUCACUACAAUGUGCAUCAAGGAGAGUCUGCGGCUUCACCCUCCUGUAAUUGCAGUUACAAGACGCUGUACAGAGGACAUCAAAAUACCUAAAGACAAUGUCAUCCCCAAAGGAAACAGCUGUGUGAUCAGUAUUUUUGGAAUUCAUCACAACCCUGAGGUCUGGCCUAACCCUGAGGUUUAUGACCCAUAUCGCUUUGAUCCAGAAAACCUCCAGGAAAAGCAUUCCCAUGCAUUUGUACCAUUCUCGGCUGGACCCAGAAAUUGUAUUGGACAGAAUUUUGCGAUGGCUGAGAUGAAGAUUGUAUUGGCUCUAACCCUGUACAACUUUCAUCUGACAUUGGAUGAAACCAAGACAGUACGCAGAAAACCUGAGCUGAUCCUACGAGCAGAAAAUGGACUCUGGCUGCAGGUGGAAGAACUGAAACGUUAAUGUAAAACAUGACUGCUUAUGGCAGAACCAACUGGCUUGGAAAAGCAUACAACUUAAUAUGAAGUGUGUCAAACGAAAGAAUCAUUUUGGUAAUACAGAACUGUGUUUACUCACUUGGGUGUCCGCAAAUACAGGCAAGAGGGGGCAGUCCCCCCCCCUCCCACCACCACUUUAGCUAUUUCCAAGAAAAUAUUUUCAAUUCAAGUUCCCAAAAAAUCAUCUUUUACUCACAUUGAAAUAUCAGAUGGGAGGAUUUGAAGGGAAAAAUGCAGUGUCUGUAUUAUAGGCAGUUAUCUUAAAAAAGGAACUAGGAAAACUUUCCCAAAUAGUUUCACACCCCUGAUCCUAUAACCACUAAGGGUAAAGGUUUGACUCUAUGCUUUUUGAGGCAAAAGAUAACCUUUUUUGAGUGUAAAAUCAAUUUGUCUCACAAGUGUUCAAUUAAUCGACUUAAUUACAAAAUUCAUGAACUUAAUUCAUAAGUGCCAAUAGAUAACUCAGUGAUAACAAUAGUUAAUUAAUAAUAUGUGCACCAAUGCAGAAUGGAGCAACUUGAUCAGUGACUCACAAAGUGCCAGUACAAAUUAAAUAAGAAAAUUUGGGAUACAAAUAUUUUUCUUUCAGCCAGAGACAAAAAUUAAGGCCACCUUAAUCCAAAGAAUAAGAAGAAAUUGGAAAUAAAUAAAUGGUGAAGCUGUUCCCUUUAACUCCUAUAUUUUGAAAAAAAUAUCAAGGGAGAUUAAAACAGGUAUAGUUAAAAAAGUUCUGGGUAAAAAGUAGAGACUUGGCGCAAUUACAAAAAAAACAAAACAAUAUAAACAUGAGCUUAAAGGAGUUGUUCACCUUUAAAUUAACUUUUAAUAUGAUAUAGAGAGUGAUAUUCCGAAACAAAUUGCAACUGGUUUUCAUU
Molecule: messenger RNA, 2688 nt
Organism: Xenopus laevis (African clawed frog)
Lineage: Eukaryota; Metazoa; Chordata; Amphibia; Anura; Pipidae
Product: cytochrome P450 4F22
Exons: 13
Coding region: 27-1778 (583 amino acids)
Source: RefSeq, a predicted model, not a curated record